AUGGAGGUUGCCAUGUCUGCAGUUGUAGGUGAACUCGUGAGCCAAUUCAUCUCCUUCCUGAUGAACAAGUGCAACUCCUUGAGGCAUGCCCAAUCAGAGAAGGAGAAGGUGCUGGAGAGGUUACAACACCUGCUGAUGAGAGCUGGCACCAUCGUUGAGGAGGCAGACACACGAUACAUAACCAACUCUGGGAUGAUGAUGCAGCUCAAGACGCUCUCAGAGGUCAUGUACCGAGGAUAUGGUGCGCUGGACAACUCGAGGUACCAUGACCUCCAAGAAAGUGCAGCCUUCGACGAGGUUAGCAUUAAUGACUCAUCUGGAAGUGGAUUAUAUUUAGCCAAGCGCUCUCGAACAACAAAUGAUAAGGCCACACGCCUCGAGUCACAUGACGCCUUGCAAAGUUUAGAAAUUGCUAUUGCUAACAUGGCAGAAUUUAUUGUUCUUCUCGGUGGAUGCGAGCGCAUGUCUCGUAGGCCAUAUGAUGUUUAUCUUUACACCGACAACUUCAUGUUCGGCCGACACACUGAGAAGCAAAAGCUCUUGAGCUUCUUGUUGCAGCACAACGACCCUCUAGGUAAUCAUGCACUGGCAGUUCUUCCGAUCAUAGGUGGUGUUGGAGUUGGAAAGAAAACAUUGGUUGCUCAUGUGUGUGGCGACGAAAGGGUUCGCUCACGCUUCUCCUCUAUUUUGCAAUUGAAUGGAGAUAGCCUCUUGACGAUACUUGACCAUGGAAGGACUAUGGAAGGUAUGAUGUUGGUAGUUAUUGAGUUUGCUUCUGAUGUAGAUGACGAUGAGUGGAAAAGAUUUCACUCGUUUUUCAUAAGAAAGGGCAAAGGAAGCAAGAUCAUCAUCAUAAGUAAACUUAAGAGAUUAGCCCGGUUUGGGUCGGUGAACCCCAUUUUCCUUACUGCUAUGUCUUAUGAUGAGUUGAGGUACCUUUUCAAGACACUGGCAUUCGGAAGUGUGGACCGUGCAGAACAUCCACGGCUGGUACAAAUAGCAGAUGAAUUUGCCAUGUUAGUGCACGGUGCGCAAUGUUCACUUACCUCAACAAAUGUGUUCGCGGAUAUGUUGAGAAAGAAUCUCGAUGUUCAGUUUUGGCGUAGAAUAUUGGACAAGGGGACAAGGUAUGUUAAAAGAAACCUCUCCAGAUAUAGUAGUGUCGACCAAGCCAUACUUAUACAACAAGGCCAUCCAGUGGUUGUAACGGACCUUGCUUUGGAUCCGCUUAGUGUGAGACCUUAUACAAAUCAUGUUUCAAGCAAGAAACUGCCAAGUGUGACAUUUGGGGAACUUCUAACAGACCCUACUGUUAGACCAAAAGGAGACUUUAUUAUAGUUUCAUGGGAAUCAAGGAUACCACCUCAUAAUUCAUUUGCUUGUUUUGCUACAAGUCAUGCUCAGGAUACACAUGAAGGUAGUACCUUGCCAGGGAGGAAGCGACGCGGAGAGCCAAUUUAA
This is a messenger RNA of Triticum aestivum (bread wheat), 1461 nucleotides long. RefSeq lists its product as uncharacterized. Lineage: Eukaryota; Viridiplantae; Streptophyta; Magnoliopsida; Poales; Poaceae. The record is from RefSeq and is a predicted model, not a curated record. Bases 1 to 1461 code for a protein of 486 amino acids. The transcript has a single exon.